CCGUCUCACUGCUUCUUCCUUUCUUCUCACAAAGGCCCUGCCUUUCUUCCCCCUUCUUCCUCUUCCAUCCUGCCAAGAACCUCUCUUUGAGAGAGAAAGAAAGAAACUUGUCACAUCAUCAACGGAGCGGGUGCUUUGAUCGAUGCUGGGCGGCGGCAAGAUGAAGGGCGGGGAGGCGACCGGCGGCGGCGGCAGCAGCAGCAUUAGCCCGCUGGUGUCGUUCGUGCUGGGCGCCGCCAUGGCCACCGUCUGCAUCCUCUUCGUCAUGUCGGCCAGCCCGGGCCGCCGCCUCGCCGACAUCGCCGCCUGGAGGAGCGGCUCCGAGGACGCCGCGCCGCUGCCACUCCCGUUGCAGGAGGUCGCCGCCGCCGACGCCAACGACUCGCAGCAGCUGGCGGACGCGCCCAACGUCACCGUCGUCGCCGCUCCGGCUCCCGCCCCCGUCCAGGCGCCGGCGUCGCCGUACGGCGACCUGGAGGAGGUGCUCCAGCGGGCGGCGACGGCGGAGCGGACGGUGAUCAUGACGCAGAUCAACGCGGCGUGGACGAAGCCGGGGUCGCUGCUGGACCUGUUCUUCGAGAGCUUCAGGAUGGGCGAGGGCGGCGUGGCGCGGCUGCUGGAGCACCUGGUGAUCGUGACCAUGGACCCGGCGGCGUACGAGGGGUGCCAGGCGGUGCACCGCCAUUGCUACUUCCUCCGCACCACCGGCGUCGACUACCGCUCCGAGAAGAUGUUCAUGAGCAAGGACUACCUCGAGAUGAUGUGGGGCCGCAACAGGUUCCAGCAGACCAUCCUCGAGCUCGGCUAUAACUUCCUCUUCACGGACGUGGACGUGAUGUGGUUCAGGGACCCGUUCAGGCACAUAUCGAUGGGGGCAGACAUCGCCAUCUCCAGCGACGUGUUCAUCGGCGACCCCUACAGCCUGAGCAACUUCCCCAACGGCGGCUUCCUGUUCGUGCGGUCGAACAGCAAGACGGUGGAGUUCUACCGGAGCUGGCAGCAGGGGCGGUGGCGGUUCUUCGGGAAGCACGAGCAGGACGUGUUCAACCUGAUCAAGCACGAGCAGCAGGCGAGGCUGGGCAUGGCCAUCCAGUUCCUCGACACCACCUACAUCAGCGGCUUCUGCCAGCUCAGCAAGGACCUCAACAAGAUCUGCACCCUCCACGCCAACUGCUGCGUCGGCCUCGCCGCCAAGAUGCACGACCUCCGGGGAGUCCUCGACGUCUGGAGGAACUACACGGCGGCGCCGCCCGACGACCGCCGCGCCGGCAAGUUCCACUGGAACCUCCCCGGCAUCUGCAUCCAUUGAUGAAAUGAUGACCGACCGACCGAGCUAGCCCGAUUCUUUCUCCUCUUCUCUCUUCGCAAGGCAAGCAUCAUCGAGCGGAGGAAUUAAUUAGUUGCACCGAUUCUUUUUGUUUAGUUAUAUUAAAGCUAGGAAUAUAUAUAUAUAUUAUUACUAAGUUAUUAUUAUCAAAUAUAUAUUAUUUAUACCAUAUGUACAUUUUAGCAGCAUGCUUGUAUCGUUGGACUCCUCUCUGUAAAGAAAAAGAAUGCAACAGUUACCUUGGUAUCGAGCAUGUGUCCGGACUCGAGCAGCUUUUU
Molecule: messenger RNA, 1605 nt
Organism: Oryza brachyantha (malo sina)
Lineage: Eukaryota; Viridiplantae; Streptophyta; Magnoliopsida; Poales; Poaceae
Exons: 3
Coding region: 143-1309 (388 amino acids)
Source: RefSeq, a predicted model, not a curated record